AUGAAAGAUCCAUACGAAAAAGGAGUAUCGUAUGAAGACAGCAAGAAAACAGAUGCACCUGAAGCUGGAAGUCAGCCCCAAGGUGGAAUACUAUGGAGACUUGGUUCUGGUUUAUAUAACACAACGACGGGAGCAGUCGGUGCUGGAUUGAAUCUGGGGUGUGGUGCUGUUAAAUAUGUUGCACAAACUUCAUAUGGAGUAGUAUCAAAAACUGCUGAAGUUGGUGUGAAUGCAACAAAAGCAGUUGCAUCUGGAGGGUAUAAUGGCGUGUCUGCUGUAACUAGCAAACUUCCAGUACCUUCAUUUAGCAAACAGAAGGAUAAAAAAGAAUAA
Styela clava is the source of this 333-nucleotide messenger RNA. The record is from RefSeq and is a predicted model, not a curated record. Lineage: Eukaryota; Metazoa; Chordata; Ascidiacea; Stolidobranchia; Styelidae.